This is a messenger RNA of Micromonas commoda, 225 nucleotides long. NCBI's taxonomy places the organism in Eukaryota, Viridiplantae, Chlorophyta, Mamiellophyceae, Mamiellales, Mamiellaceae. The record is from the annotation of a RefSeq genome assembly.
AUGGCUGAAGGUGCAAAAUUAAUUGGAGCUGGUUGUGCCACCAUUGCGUUAGCAGGAGCAGGUGCCGGAAUUGGUAUUGUAUUUGGAUCAUUUAUCAGUUCUGUAGCUCGUAACCCAUCAUUAACCAAAACACUUUUUGGAUACGCGAUUUUAGGUUUUGCUUUAACAGAAGCAAUUGCUCUUUUCGCUCUUAUGAUGGCUUUCCUUAUUCUUUUCGUAUUCUAA